UAAAGUAAUUUAAUCAUUCUCUUAAACCUCUGGAGAUAAAUGUCACUCCCUUAAAUAAAAAUGCACAUGAGCAUUUGUUGUAAAGGGUGUUUUUUAAGGUUUAGAGUUUUUAUUGAAAACAAAAGUCACAGAAAAAAUGAGUGAUUUGAACAAUCCCACACCAUCCCACAGUCAGUAAUGAUCUACAUAUUGUACGCUGAAAUGUGUACGAAGUGCAAAAACAUUUGCAUGGCCAUUUGGCAGAGUAUUCGGUGUGUUUUCAUUAAUUUCAAGUACAUGUACUUACUCUGAUUAUAUGCCUCUGACCACGCACCCUUUAUUUAUGUAUUUGUAAACAUAUGUGCUAACAUACCCUAGGGAGCAUGUUAUUUAUGAGUAAAAUUAAAACAAAUAUCGAAUGUCCGAAAAAAUAUAUUUAACGUUCAUAUAUAUGUAUGUACAGUAUAAACCGAACAAAAAUAAAUCGUUAGAGUUAGAGGAUAACUAAUGAGAAAAUACUUUUGGCUUUAGUAUAAUAUCAUGAAUUUCGAAAACUUAUUACAGCUUAAAGUUAAAAGUUUGCUUAACUUAAUCUGAAUGUACCUGCUGGGUGUGUUCAAGCGUAAACAUACAUACAUACAGUAUGUAGAGUAUGUAUGUUUGGUAUGUGGCAUGGAUUGGUCGUAUCAACUGAUCGUGCUUGCUUGAACCAGAGAACGUUUUACAUUCUCUACUUGAACACAGUUGAACGCGAUCACUGGAACAGAUCAAACGCACUGGAAAACAAAAAAAUAAAAUUCUUCCAGGGACAGCUGUACCUUUUUUCUUCUCUCAACUAGUGACAUGGCCGAAGAUCGCGAAUUGAUUGCAAAGUAUGGUAAGCCGAUGCCGUAUGAUAGGAAUUUCCGCGGACCAGAAUGGCGAAAUCGAAGUUGCACAGAUGUACCGUGUCUGCUGAUUUUUAUCCUAUUUUUAGGCGGAUGGGGUUUUAUUGCACAAUAUGCAGUGCGCAAUGGAGAUCUCAAUAAAUUGGUUGUGCCAACGGACUCAUUCAAUCGUAAAUGCGGAAUCGAUUCAUCGGUAUUGGACAAAAAGUAUUUAUUUUUUUUCGAUUUGGGAAAAUGCAUCGAUCCAGUUGUACCUCUUACGGGCUGCCCGACACAACAAGUAUGUGUAGAAAGCUGUCCCACACAGACUUUUAUCUGGGAUAGAAUGAAGAAUAAUCUCCCACUUGCUGAAUUAAGGAAGCGUUUGAUAUGUCUGAGUGAUGUAGACAAAGACAAUCUUCGAACCUUAGACAACAUGCAAGCAGCCAUUGACCAAGAACGAUGUGCGCGUGGAUAUAUGAAGAGUGCCCCAUUUUUGAAUCGUUGUAUGUGGGAGCUUUCUCCUGAGUUGUGUGAACUAAUACCCUCCUUCCUAUUGCCUCGUAAUAGACGCGAGGUAAAUGAGUCACAAAAUGCUAGCUGGGUGGUUGGUGAAACAGGAAAACUUUUCGAUACGUUAUUGGGUGAUAACUCAAAUUUGUUGGAAAUGAGAUUGGAAGCGCUCGCCUUGACAACAAUACCUGAAUCUAGUGAUAAAUCGAAGCAACAGCUCGCUGAAGAACCCAUGAUACAAUGCCGUCGUCGUACUGAGCAAGCCGAAACUAUCAAGCAAAAGGUACGUCAAGCUGACACGCGCCUGGCCAAGUUGGUAGGUAAUAUGGUUGCACACUUCUACAAUGGAACACAUGAUGCACAACAGCUUGGGGAAGAGAUAGUGGAAGAUAUUAUGAACUCAUGGUUAAUUGUUCUGAUGGCUUUAAUGUGCACUUUGGUUGCUUCUUUGAUUCUGAUCGCCUUAAUGCGAUGGUUCGCUGCCCCGAUUUUGUGGUUAUCUAUUCUAGGUGUUUUGGUCGGACUUGGCUUUGGAAUUUAUUACAGCGUUAAGCAGUAUCGUUUUUGGCACGAAACCGCAUCUGUACCCAACCAUUCGAUUAACUUGGAGGCAGCGGUAAAGAAUAUAUUUCAAGACGCUAACACUUGGCUGUAUUUAAGCAUAUUUUUAAGCAUCAGUUUUGUAAUUAUUCUACUCAUGGUAAUUAUUCUACGUACGCGCAUCAACAUAGCGAUUGCGUUGACAAAGGAAGGUAGUAAAGCGGUGUCAAGCAUUAUAUCAACUGUGUUUUUCCCAAUCUUUUCGUGGAUCCUUUUUAUUUUGGCUGUUAGUUUUGCGGUUGCAGUUGGUCUUUAUCUAGGCACAAUUGGUAACCCAUCUUUCCGUAUGAUACGUCAAUUGGACCCUAACAGCGCUACAGGUGUUUCAAGCGAGAUUUGUGAAUGUAUAGGUGCGGCAAGCGAAUAUAAAGUAGGAGGACAUUGUGACCCUAAAAUUUUUGAACAGAACUGCUUCACUAAUAUCGAUCAGCACAUCCCUUGUAGACAAACCUCUUGUAGCUUCGCUGAAAUUGAGCAUCCGCCGUUUGUGACAUGGUCCAUAUGUUACAAUGUGUUCGGUUUCUUUUGGUUGACAUUCUUUAUUGCGGCCUUUAGUGAUAUGGUAUUGGCACUUACUUUCGCUACUUGGUACUGGACCUUUAGGAAGCGGGAGGUGCCAUUCUUUACACUAGGGCGGGCUUUCCGUCAAACCAUCUUCUAUCAUCUCGGCACUUUGGCGUUUGGCUCGUUAAUUCUUGCUGUGUGUCGCAUGAUACGCUUGGCUUUGGAAUAUAUCGAUUCUAAACUGAAGAAGUACGACAAUUCUGUAACGCGAGCCAUACUGUGCUGCAUGAAAUGCUUUUUUUGGUUACUUGAAACUUUCUUACGAUUUCUGAACCGCAAUGCGUACAUCAUGUGUGCUAUACACGGCAAGAAUUUUUGUACAAGCGCCAAAGAUGCUUUCAAUUUGAUUAUGCGUAACUUUUUGAGAGUAAUUGCCGUUGAUAAAGUCACUGAUUUCUUGUUCUUUUUAUCGAAAGUAUUAUUAACGGCUGCUGCUGGCGUUGGUACCUACUUCUUUGUGGUACGUAGUCCACAUUUAAUACAACUGCAUUAUAAUGCGGUGCCAGUAACGAUUGUUGUGUUAGCGGCUUUUAUUAUGACAACCGUCUUUUUUGGCGUCUACUCUAUGGCGGUGGAUACGCUCUUCCUGUGUUUUCUGGAGGACUGUGAACGCAAUGAUGGCUCGGCAGAAAAGCCUUUCUAUAUGUCGAAACAGUUAAGGCGAAUAUUAGGCAAAAGAAACCAGUUACCACGUCCAAUGAGUAGUAGUUAAGAAACAACCUUUACAAUAGGAGUGCACAAAGGAGCUUGAAGUUGACCACCAUACUAUUGGUUAGUGGACAAAUCUAUAGCGUAGACAUUUUAUGAAUAUUAUAUAUAUUUUUAUAAAUAUACCGGCUUUGUUAAUAUUCGUGUCAGUGGACAUAAAAGAUGGAAAGUUUUUGAAAAACUGGAAAAAGGUUGUGUGAAUACCAAUGGCAAUAUAAUCUAAUUACAUAAAUAUAUAUAUAUACAUAUAUACUCAAAAGAAUUUGUUAAGAAAAAAUGCAAUAAGAAAUAUAAUGUUGUGCUUUAAGUAUAUAGACACAUACACAUACAUCAAUAAUUUCGUUUCAAAUAAUUAUAAACCAUUAUUCAUACUUAAAAUAAUAAGUUAAGAAAAAAUGCAAUAUGAAAUUUAAUGUACACACUUUAUAUACAUAUGUAUAUAGAUACCAUAUAUUUACCUGGUACACCUACAUAAUAACGUUACAAAUAGUUACAAACAAAAAUAUUUUCUUUUAUAAUAUUAUAAGAAAAAAGACAGAAUGAAAAACAAUAAUGAGUAAGUUUAAUUAAACGUGGUAGUCUUACCUACCAUCGUUCCUGGGUGCUUGAUUCAAGUGAUUUUUUAUGCGAUUUUGCUCAUAGUGAUUUAUUGAAAUAUAUACAUUUACAAUCCAUCUAUGUAUGCCAAAAUAUUUAUUAAAGCGAACUUAUUGUUACAUAUAAGAUUAAACAUUUACAAAUCACCUUAUUUAUAUUAUAUUUUUUAUGAAAGUAAAUAAACGAUACAUUUCUACACAUAUGCAUGUGCAUACAUAUGUAUACAUAUAAAAGGCGAAAAGGUGUAGAGGUAAAGUUUUCUUGAUUUAUUUUGUUCAUAUUAAUGAAUACGUUCCGGAAAUUAUUAAACGCAUUAACCUUGGAAAUUAAUUAAAAGAAAUUAAAACGUUGCGUGCAAUCGCAUUUCUUCAAAAUUUUUGCUCAACAAUUUCAAAUGAAUAUACUGAAAUCACUACUUACUUAUUGACUAGACUGAGUAGAGAGUGUAAACUAAAGAAGUCUGAAAAUUUUGCUUAUUACAGGUUAAAUAAGUAAUUAACACACAUGUACAUGAAUAAUCAUAUACUUUUUAACGUAUUUACUUUAUGUACUAAUUUCGCACAAGAUAUUUAUUAUGUUCUGAAUUCAUAAAAAAUAAACCAGAAGACAAUGUAAUUUUUGUGUACUUAAUAAAUAAAAAUUAAGGAAUUGAAUUAAGAAAGCUUCUCUGCGAAAAGAGCCAUGUGAGUAAAAUAUAACACGUAUGUAUUUGUAAAAAAUAAAUAUAAUAGUAUUGUACAUAAUUAACGAUUGAAUAAUUUUAAUAUCCGAUUCUAUAUGAAUACCAAAUACUCGUACAACCAUCUGGUGGGUACCAAGUUCUUUAAAAUUCUACAAACUAUUGUGAAUGGGUAAAUUUUUAUUGUUACUGGUGGAACUGGCAUGUUGAUUUUGCUAAUUUUCUUGAGAAUAGAAAACAUUGUAAAGUGUAAUUAAAACAAAAGGUAAACAUGAUUAUUCCAAUUCGUUGCUUCACAUGUGGUAAAGUAAUUGGUAACAAGUGGGAGUCGUAUUUAGGACUUUUACAAGCCGAAUACACGGAAGGUGAUGCUUUGGAUGCUCUCGGUCUCAAACGAUAUUGUUGCAGACGUAUGUUAUUGGGACAUGUUGACUUAAUUGAAAAAUUAUUGAAUUAUGCGCCUUUGGAAAAGUAGAUUUGUUUGGAUGGAGCACAUUUUUUCACAUCUUACCUUUUUGAAUUAGAAUAAAAUAUGUAUAGCUUUUAGCAACGAUUUAUUAAAUAUAUAUGUCUUAUCAAUUUGUAAAAA
Bactrocera dorsalis (oriental fruit fly) is the source of this 5095-nucleotide messenger RNA. RefSeq names its product choline transporter-like 2 (gene Ctl2). The record is from RefSeq and is a predicted model, not a curated record. Gene Ontology annotation, molecular function: transmembrane transporter activity. Gene Ontology annotation, cellular component: membrane. Gene Ontology annotation, biological process: transmembrane transport. The coding region runs from base 823 to 3234 and encodes 803 amino acids. Lineage: Eukaryota; Metazoa; Arthropoda; Insecta; Diptera; Tephritidae. The transcript is spliced from 4 exons.